UUUCGUUUUUCUAGAUAGAAAAUGCUUUAAAUGAAAAGGAAUCACGACAACAAUUUUUGGCUCAAGUAGGAGCAACAAUUCUGAACAGAUCAGAUUUUAUUACCUUGGGACAUCCAAAUGAUGUUGAAGGGACUAUUUUGAAUGCCUGCCUUUCAAUGGUCAGAGAUAUUGCUGAUUUAAAGAACAUAAAGGUCCAUUGUUUUAGCUCGUAUGUGACGGUGACAUGGUUGCCACCAUUGUGUGCAGACCCUUCAGCUAACUUACCUGACCAUAUAGCAGAAUGUGACUUCAUCUUACUCCCUUCCUGGGCAUCAAACCAUUGGAUGAUAUGUGUAAGUCUAUUUUGUUUAAAUUAUCAGUUCUCCUUAAUGCAAGUAACACUGAGAUAUUUUGACAUAACUAACAGUUGUAUCUUCCAAGAAUCAUUUAAUAGAACUAGUUUUACAGAUCAUGAAACCAAAAAGCAGAGAGAUGUAUUUGCUUGAUUCACUGCACGGCACUGACUUCAGCGAUUGUCGUUACAUUGAUCCCUACAGGUUUUUUCAGAAAAAAUAUUAAGAGUUCAAAAGAAGUUCAGGAUUAUGGUAGUUCUGUUUUGUGCCAUACAUCCUUUUGCAUGCAUUUUUUAUUUUUUUAUUUUUUAUGGCUCAUUUUUCAUUAAUGCUUAAACUAUUUAAAUCUACCUUAUCGCUGGAAUUAUAUUUUAUAGUUCAAAGAAAACAUUGUUUAAACGAUGAUAAAUGAGCCAAUAAUUUGUUUGGGGAUUUGUUCCACCCCAGUUUGUUUAUUAGUAUUUUAUUAUUAUUUUUGUUCAGUUUUUGUUUUAGUUGUUGUUUCAAUGCUUUGUAGAGUACUUGCACAGCAACUACAUCCUGGGCUGUGGAAAGAGUAUGGACGUGAUGAUCUCAACGGUGCUCCAAGGCAGAAUUGGUCAAAUAAUUGUGGAGUGUUUGUGUUGAUGUACACACUCUAUGUUGUAAUGGGAGGCAUCUUUGAUUUUUCUGAGUCUGACAUGGCUGCAGUAAGGAGAUGGUGGUGCUUGCUCCUGCUAACAAAUUAUCCUGUGAAAUCAGAUGCUGAAAGAAAGCUACUCAGAAAAAGGCGCAAAGAAAUGAAAACAGGUAUAACUUUAACUAAAAUAGGAGAAUUGGAAAAGGAAGCAGAAGCUGAUUACAUAAGUAAGAUGCCACCUGAGAUCCUGAAACACAUCCUCUUGAAUGUGGUCAAAGAAGAUGGAGAUGUGGCCUUCUUCAGACUGUCUCUGACGUGCUGGCUUUUCCAUGAUGUUGUUUGUGACGCAUCAUUCAGAAAAGACGCUCAUUUAGCCUGGCUUGACAGUGUUGUCAACUGGAGUGCAUACUCCAGUGACUACAAGGAGAUGUACCGAGUGCCAUAUAAAGUGACCAGUUGCCUUUGCUGUGGGGACUUAUUUAAAGACUUCCCGCCAGGCUAUAUUGGAGAUGGAAGGAAAGGAAUCCUUCGUGCAUUUUACUCGACCAAAGAGUUUGAAGGUUACUGCUCAGCAGACUGCUUCAUUUGUGACGGCAAUCACUAUAGCCCCAAGGACAACAAUUUAUAAAGUUAAAUAGGAAUUGUCACUUAGGUGACAAUUGCUUGAUCUGACUGCUGUGUUUGUAUAUUGAACUUAAAUUCAGGGUUUGUUUUCUUUUAUUAUUAUUUUUUUAAUAAAUGUACUUGCAUGUCUUGCAGACACUUAACAGCAAAUAAAGAGGAAUCUUAUGUACAGAUCACGGUUGAAAACCAGACAAAAUAUCAUUUUUAUAUAUAUAUAUAUAUAGCACUUUUGUUUAUUUUGACAUCUGACAAGUUUUUAUUUUUCCUUGUUGCUGUUAAUAUUUUUGCGUUUUCCCCAUGAGUGUGUACUGGUAUUUUAAGUUGUAUACAGCCUUUAUUGUAUUGUUCCUUUUAGGAUUAAAAUUACAGAGACAA
Carassius gibelio (silver crucian carp) is the source of this 1950-nucleotide messenger RNA. RefSeq lists its product as uncharacterized. The record is from RefSeq and is a predicted model, not a curated record. The coding region runs from base 734 to 1579 and encodes 281 amino acids. Gene Ontology annotation, molecular function: protein binding. The transcript is spliced from 11 exons. Lineage: Eukaryota; Metazoa; Chordata; Actinopteri; Cypriniformes; Cyprinidae.